GAAAUCAAUAAAAAAACUCAAAUGAACACAAAGUUAUAAAACCAUAAAUUUCCCAUUUAUGGAGUAGACAACCUUGUAUGGUUUUAUAUUUUCAUUCCCUCUCUCCCGAAUUUGAACAAACCACCGACUACUCUUCAGCCUCCCUUUUCGUCUUCUUUCUCUCUCCUCCACCUGUCUUCCUACCACAUUGACCUCUGUCCUCUUUCACCUCCAAAACCCCAUUAAUAAACUAUUCCCAAACCUCAAAUCUUCUCUCUCAUCUUCUUCUUCACUUGACUUCACUUCACUCCAUUCAAUAACAAAUCUCAAAAAAAAAAAACCAGAAAUGAAUUCCAAAAUGGGGUCUUCAUCAGCUUCAUUAAGCGAAGGGAUCAUAAAAAAGAUCAUCUUAACCUACACAUACAUCUCAAUCUGGUUAUUUUUCUCAUUCAGUGUAAUAAUUUACAACAAAUACAUCCUGGAUAAGAAGCUCUACAAUUGGCCAUUCCCAAUUACACUAACAAUGAUUCACAUGUCAUUCUCUUCGGUGUUGUCGAUAAUCCUUGUUCGGGUUUUUAAAGUGGUCGAGCCUCCGUUACAUAUGACCAAAUCGCUGUACAUCUCCUCCGUGUUACCCAUCGGAAUAUUGUUCGCGUUGUCGCUCUGGUUGUCGAACUCCGCCUACAUUUACCUCUCUGUAUCAUUCAUCCAAAUGUUGAAAGCACUGAUGCCUGUGAUAGUGUACUCCAUAAGUGUGAUGUUGAAGAAAGAAGGGUUCAGGACAAACACGAUGGUAAACAUGGUUUCCAUUUCGAUUGGAGUCGGCAUCGCGGCGUACGGCGAGGCUAAAUUUGAUUUAUACGGUGUCGUUUUACAGUUGGGUGCAUUGUUGUUUGAGGCAACCAGAUUGGUUUUGAUCCAAAUUUUGCUGACCUCAAAGGGUAUUCAGCUUAACCCAAUUACUAGUUUAUAUUACAUUGCCCCCUGUUGUUUGGUUUUCUUGACGAUUCCUUGGUUGGUCGUGGAGUUUCCGAUUUUGAGGCAACAAAUUGGGGGUUUUGAGUUUGAUUUAGUAAUAUUUGGGACUAAUUCAUUGAUUGCAUUUGGGUUGAAUUUGGCUGUUUUUCUUCUUGUUGGGAAAACAUCAGCAUUGACAAUGAAUGUGGCCGGUGUUGUUAAGGAUUGGUUGUUGAUUGGUUUCUCUUGGUCAGUGAUCAAGGAUACUGUAACUCCUAUUAAUCUGGUGGGUUAUUUGUUGGCUUUUAUGGGUGUUGUGUAUUAUAAUCGGGUUAAGUUUCAGAGUUUGAAGGCUGCUGAAGCUCAGAAGAGUGAAAAGAAAGAAGGUGUUGAUGAGAUUAAUGAUGAGGAGAUUGGGAAGAAGUUGUUGUUGGAUGAUAGAGAUAGUAAUGGUGUUAAGAAAGAUGAUUCUUAGGACUAAGCAAAACUCAUGUAAUCUAGUAUGUGGGUCGUGUUCGUGUUUGGUUUCAGCUGAGUAACAUUUACAUGACUAGUGGAUCAAAUCAGGUUGUGCUUGUGCACGGGUUGAUUCAUGUUCGUGUUAAGUUAGGUCUGUGUUUUCUUGGCCAGAGUUGGUGCAAUGUUGCCUGUAAUGGUUCAAAUUUAUAACCACAUUGCAAUGAAAAUAUAUGUUCAGGAACGUUUUGUUUAGAGCUAGCUAUCUUGUGUUUUCUUGGGUCAUUUUGUUUUGUUCUUUGAUUCAAUGUAUUAGUAUAACUGUUAAAUUAUUAAUACUAUCAGAAAUUGCCAUCCAACUUUUGUUAA
Molecule: messenger RNA, 1761 nt
Organism: Spinacia oleracea (spinach)
Lineage: Eukaryota; Viridiplantae; Streptophyta; Magnoliopsida; Caryophyllales; Amaranthaceae
Product: probable sugar phosphate/phosphate translocator At2g25520
Exons: 1
Coding region: 326-1411 (361 amino acids)
Source: RefSeq, a predicted model, not a curated record